ACCAUGUUUUCCUCUCUCUUCAACCCACACACUCUCUUCUUCCCAUCGCCAUUUCUCCCCACAUCUCACAAAGAAUUUUUAGAGUUUCUUUGCUGAAACAAAUCUUUCUUUGUGUGUGAAAAUAUGGCUUUGGCUUUCACUUCUUCAUCUGCAAUUCAUGGCUCUUUGUCCUCUUCUUCUUCUUCCUAUGAACAUCCCAAAGUGUCCCAAUUGGGUACCUUUCAGCCAUUGGAUAGGCCUCAAAUGCUGUCAACGGCUUUGAAUAGUCGGAGGCGUUCGGCUGCGAAGCCAUUGAACGCUGAGCCUAAGAGGAAUGAUUGCAUAGUUCCCUCUGCAGCAACCAUCGUGGCUCCUGAAGUAGCAGAGAAAACUGAGGAAGAGGACUUUGAGAAAUUGGCUAAGGAGCUUCAAUAUGCUUCCCCUCUUGAGAUUAUGGACAAGGCCCUUGAGAAAUUUGGGGAUGACAUUGCUAUUGCUUUCAGUGGUGCUGAAGAUGUAGCUUUGAUUGAGUAUGCACAUUUAACUGGUCGACCAUUCAGAGUUUUCAGCCUUGAUACUGGGAGGUUGAAUCCGGAGACCUACCAAUUAUUUGAUAGUGUGGAAAAGCAUUAUGGCAUUCGCAUUGAGUACAUGUUCCCUGAUGCUGUUGAGGUUCAGGCCUUAGUUAGGACCAAAGGGCUUUUCUCUUUCUAUGAAGACGGCCACCAAGAGUGCUGCCGUGUACGGAAGGUUAGGCCCCUGAGGAGAGCCCUCAAGGGCUUACGUGCCUGGAUCACAGGGCAACGUAAAGAUCAAUCCCCUGGAACUCGAUCAGAAAUUCCUGUUGUUCAGGUGGACCCUUCUUUUGAAGGGUUGGAUGGCGGUGCUGGUAGCUUGGUGAAGUGGAACCCUGUGGCUAAUGUGGACGGAAAAGAUAUUUGGAACUUCCUUCGUGCAAUGAAUGUGCCGGUUAACUCAUUACAUUCACAAGGUUAUGUCUCCAUUGGAUGCGAACCUUGCACAAGGCCGGUCCUACCAGGGCAACACGAGAGAGAGGGAAGAUGGUGGUGGGAAGAUGCCAAGGCGAAGGAGUGUGGAUUGCACAAGGGCAACAUCAAGGAUGAAAGUGUGAAUGGUACUGUCCAAACAAAUGGUACUGCUACUGUUGCUGAUAUUUUUGAUACCAAGGAUAUAGUUACGUUGAGUAGGCCUGGUGUUGAGAACCUAUUAAAAUUGGAAGACCGAAGAGAGCCUUGGCUCGUUGUUCUUUAUGCACCUUGGUGCCAAUUUUGCCAGGCAAUGGAAGGAUCUUAUGUUGAAUUGGCUGAGAAGUUGGCUGGUUCAGGUGUGAAGGUGGGGAAAUUCAGGGCAGAUGGUGAGCAGAAAGCAUUUGCACAGCAAGAAUUGCAGCUUGGCAGCUUCCCUACAAUACUCUUAUUUCCAAAGCACUCUUCAAAGGCCAUUAAGUACCCUACAGAGAAGAGGGAUGUAGACUCCUUGCUAGCUUUUGUGAAUGCUCUCAGAUGAAAGGCAAAUGGUGUUUUGAUCAAUCACCAUUGUUUUCACAAAGAAGUAAUACAAAAGGAAGAUAGGGGUUGUAGAAUAUAUAUGGUUAAAAAUUGGUGGCAAAGUGCACCUUCCUAUUUAUCCCUUUUAAGUUUUUCUUCUUGUAUAGAAUUGGUAUAUGGUGGCUCUCCCUUUUCCUCCUUUGCAUUUUUGUUUUCUUAGUUCCUUCUUAGGACAAAUAAUUUUAUACUUUUUCCAUCCUUCUCAAGUAGAGAAGUAUAUAUGUCUGGGGGCUCAAUUUUGUUGGUUGAUGCAGAAGUGUUCUUGUGGUUACUUUCUCCACAUAAUAGAUUUUGUUCAUCUUCUCUCA
Nicotiana attenuata is the source of this 1855-nucleotide messenger RNA. Its product is annotated as 5'-adenylylsulfate reductase 1, chloroplastic-like. Lineage: Eukaryota; Viridiplantae; Streptophyta; Magnoliopsida; Solanales; Solanaceae. The record is from RefSeq and is a predicted model, not a curated record. Gene Ontology annotation, molecular function: phosphoadenylyl-sulfate reductase (thioredoxin) activity. The coding region runs from base 124 to 1506 and encodes 460 amino acids. The transcript has 4 exons.